AUGAGUGAGUCUGACGCCAAACUGAGUAAGAAGUAAGUAUUGCAUUAAACACCCGCCACCACACCAAACCAAUAUUAUAAUGCUACUGUCAAAGAGCACGUUUUUGUGUGCACUUGGCAUGAGAUAUACGUCGCGCCAAUUUCAGAUUACAACUGCCUCAUACAACACCUUUAAAAAUCGGUGGGUGUGCGUGUGUGGGUGAUUUAAUGGAGAAAAAUAUAAUUUUUAAUCAUUAAUUAAUCUAAUUUCAGUGAGCAAAAAAGGAGAGCAAAGCAACUCCAAAAAGAGCAAGAAAAGUUGGAGAAAGAAGCUGCGAAAUUAACAAUCGAAGGAGAAGGAACCAAAAAAGUUGUCAAAGAAGCUGAUCCUUCGGAUCCUCAAGAAUAUUUCAACAUGAGAGUUCGAAUGAUCGAAUCUCGACGUGCUGCUGGAGAUAAUCCAUUCCCACACAAAUUCAAUGUCACUAUUUCCUUGACUGAAUUCAUUGAGAAAUAUUCGAGUUUGGAAAAAGAACAAGUUUCAAAUGAUAUUGUAUCGGUUGCUGGAAGAAUUUUCUCGAAAAGAGAAUCAGGAAGCAAAUUGGUAUUCUACGAUAUUCAUGGAGAAGGAACUAGACUUCAGGUAUUAUUGAAUUUUUGAAUAUCAGUUCAUAAAUAGUCUUUUUCAGAUCAUGGCCAAUGCCCGUGUUCACACUGGAUCUGUUGAUUUUGUUGAAUUACACGAUCGAAUCAAACGUGGUGACAUUGUUGGAUUCACAGGUCAACCAACAAGAACCAAAACUGGAGAAUUAUCUCUUCUUCCAUCUGAAGUUGUUCAACUUACUCCAUGUCUUCAUAUGCUUCCACAUACUCAUUAUGGAAUUAAAGACAAGGAACUUCGUUUCCGUAAACGUUAUCUCGAUUUGAUUCUCAAUCCACAAGUCAAAAAUAACUUUGUUAUUCGUUCAAAAAUCAUUACAUAUCUUCGUCGAUUCUUGGACAAUUUGGGAUUCUUGGAAGUCGAAACACCAAUAAUGAAUCAAAUUGCUGGUGGAGCCACGGCAAAACCAUUCAUCACUCAUCACAACGAUUUGGAUAUGAAUCUCUUCUUGAGAAUUGCUCCAGAAUUAUAUCACAAAAUGCUUGUUGUUGGAGGAAUUGAUAGAGUUUACGAAGUCGGAAGAUUGUUCAGAAACGAAGGAAUUGAUUUGACUCAUAAUCCAGAAUUCACAACUUGCGAAUUUUAUAUGGCAUAUGCUGAUUAUGAAGAUGUUAUUCAAUUAACCGAAGAUUUGUUGAGUGGAAUGGUAAAAGCCAUUAGAGGAACUUACAAAAUUGAAUAUCAUCCAAAUGGACCAGACACCGAACCAGUCUACGAAGUUGAUUUCACACCACCAUUCAAAAGAAUCAAUAUGUAUGAAGGACUUGCUGCCGAACUCGGAGUUACUCUUCCAGAUCCAGCUACAUUGCAUACCGAAGAGGCUCGAUUGGCUUUCGAUAAAUUGUGCCGUGACAAAAAUGUCGAUUGUUCGGAACCAAGAACAACUGCACGUUUGUUGGACAAACUUGUUGGUGAAUACUUAGAAAGCAAAUGUAUUUCUCCAACUUUCCUUAUCGGACAUCCACAAAUCAUGAGUCCUUUGGCUAAAUGGCACAGGUAAAAUUAUUUUGAUUUUCUUUUUUAAUUUUCAACAAAUGAGGGAGAUUCCAAAAUUUUUUCCAAACAUGUUAGUUUUCUUGUUCUUUGGAACUUGAAGUCGCGCAUAGUUCUAUUUACAAAUCAUUCUAAAUGUUAUUGUUUGUUUAGAAACACUCCUGGACUCACUGAACGAUUCGAAUUGUUCGCUGUUACAAGAGAAAUCGCCAAUGCAUACACUGAGUUGAAUGAUCCAAUCACACAACGUCAACGUUUCGAACAACAAGCCAAAGACAAAGAUGCAGGAGAUGAUGAAGCUCAAGUUAUUGAUGAAACAUUCUGUAAUGCUUUAGAAUACGGUUUGCCUCCAACUGGUGGAUGGGGAAUGGGAAUUGAUCGAUUGACCAUGAUUUUGACUGAUAACAACAAUAUCAAGGUAUUCAUAUUUAUUUAGAAUAGGAUUAUUUUCAUAAUUUAAUUAAUUUACAGGAAGUUUUGUUAUUCCCAGCCAUGCGUCCAGAAGAAGGAAUUGAGAAGAAAUCUGAUCCAGCUUCAACGGCCUAA
Messenger RNA from Caenorhabditis angaria, 2178 nucleotides. Lineage: Eukaryota; Metazoa; Nematoda; Chromadorea; Rhabditida; Rhabditidae. The record is from the annotation of a GenBank genome assembly.